Molecule: messenger RNA, 1426 nt
Organism: Ylistrum balloti
Lineage: Eukaryota; Metazoa; Mollusca; Bivalvia; Pectinida; Pectinidae
Product: ubiquitin-like-conjugating enzyme ATG3
Exons: 10
Coding region: 50-1012 (320 amino acids)
Biological process (GO): nucleophagy; autophagy of mitochondrion; autophagosome assembly
Cellular component (GO): cytoplasmic ubiquitin ligase complex; cytosol
Molecular function (GO): Atg8-family ligase activity
Source: RefSeq, a predicted model, not a curated record
GUGGGAGGACCUUUUAGCAAAGUGAAAGUGGCUAAAAAGACUUUUCAGCAUGCAGAAUAUGAUCAAUGCGGUGAAGGGCACAGCCCUUGGCAUGGCUGAGUAUCUUACUCCGGUGCUGAAGGAAUCAAAGUUUAAAGAAACAGGAGUUAUUACACCUGAAGAGUUUCUGGCUGCUGGUGAGCAUAUUGUCCACCACUGUCCAACAUGGCAGUGGUCAGCUGGUGAUGAAUCAAAAACAAAACCCUACCUACCUAAGGACAAACAGUUCCUUAUCACACGGAAUGUCCCAUGCUACAAGCGAGUCAAACAAGUAGACAAUCAUCAGGAGGACCAAGAAAAGGUUAUAGAAGAGGAUGAAGAUGGGGGCUGGGUAGAUACCCACCAUUUUCCUGGUAGUGAUGCAAACACUACUUCAAUACAAGAGGCUGUCUCAGAAAUGACCUUAGACAGUAAGGAGAGUAAAGGCUCUUCUAGUUCUCAAUCCAAGGAAGAUGAUGACGAUGAUGAUGACGAUGAUGAUGAGGAAGCAAUGGACAUGGAGGCAUUUGAGGAGAGUGGCAUGCUAGAGGAGAAAGAUGAUGCAACACUAGAUCCUAAAGUGUAUGAGAGACAGGAAUCAGAUGGGGCAAUGGGAGGAGAAAGUGGCAUCCUGCAGACUCGUACUUAUGAUCUCAACAUUACCUAUGACAAGUAUUACCAGACACCUAGACUUUGGUUGUAUGGAUAUGAUGAGAAUAGGAAACCUCUGACUGUGAAUCAGAUGUAUGAAGACUUCAGUCAGGAUCAUGCUAAAAAGACAGUAACAAUGGAGAGUCACCCUCACUUACCUGGUCCACCAAUGGCUUCUGUACACCCCUGUCGGCAUGCUGAUGUGAUGAAGAAAAUAAUACAGAUGGUUGCUGAAGGUGGUGGAGACCUAGGAGUACAUGUAUAUUUAAUGAUCUUUUUGAAGUUUGUCCAAGCUGUGAUACCGACUAUUGAAUAUGACUACACAAGACAUUUUACUAUGUGAUAACCAGCAAUAAGUUUCUUACAAUAUUUAUCUAAACAUUGGGAUCAAAGGACCAAUUGCUAUGGCAGCCAAGUAUCCUAGCAACCCGCUGUAGUAAUGAGGUGAUGCAGUUGCUAUGGUGAUGUGAAUACCCAUCAUGCUUACCCUCACCGUGCAAUAGACAUAAUUCUAUGUAUGGAGGUCAUAUCUGUGGAAAAUUCAGUAAGAUUUCACUUUGCAUUUAUUUGAAACUUUUAAGUUUAGAGGAAAAAAUUGCAGAGAAGCAUCUGGUUUUUCAUACUUGGUGAUACUUCCAGUAUACCAGAUGUUCCCUGUAGUCAUGUACUAAUGAACAAGUGAUUGUUGAUGAGGAACCAGUUGAUAAUGUGUUAAAAUUGUUAUACCUAUCCUUAAAUAAGACUUGUUAUCAUGUGA